AUACCCGGCCGGGUACGGGUAGCCGGGUAUCCGUUUGCGACUCUGGUGCGGCCGGGUACGGGUUAGGCCAUGAGUCACUGGUGAGUCACCGUUUGUCACUCAUUUCCCAACGUCUUGUCUCUUCUCACAAUUCAAGUUCCUAGAAUCAACCCACCCGCGCCUGCAACAUGGCUUCAUCCCAGAGGUCGCAAUCGGGUACCAGAUACCCGUACCCUACCCGUACCAGGGUGGGUACGGGUAGGGUACGGGUGCGGCCGGGUACGGGUACGGGUAAGGAAUCAAAACCCGUUUGUGACCUCUGACCCCGGCGCAGUUCUCCAACCGCCAUGUACGAGGCGGCGCUGCUUGACGGCGGCACAGAGCCGCUGACGCACGAGUCCUGCGAGAGGGUCGUCGUCAACGUGUCGGGGCUGCGAUUCGAGACGCGGCUCAAGACACUCGGCCAGUUCCCGGACACCCUUCUAGGCGACCCCGGCAAGAGGUCGCGCUACCACGACCCCCUGCGCAACGAGUACUUCUUCGACAGGAACCGGUCGAGUUUCGACGCCAUCCUCCACUACUACCAGUCCGGCGGGCGGCUGAGACGCCCACUCAACGUCUCCCUCGAAGUGUUCGGCGAGGAGAUCGAGUUCUACGAGCUCGGCAUCGAGGCCGUGGUCAAGUUCUGGGAAGACGAGGGCUUCAUCGGAGAGGAGGAGGUGGAGGAGGAGGAGCCGCUGCCAUCGGACGAGUUCCAGCGGCGGGUGUGGCUGCUGUUCGAAUACCCCGAGAGCUCCAUCGCGGCCAGGGGAAUUGCCACCGUGUCCGUGCUGGUCAUCCUCAUCUCCAUCAUCAUAUUCUGCCUCGAGACUCUGCCUGAACUCAGGGACGAGAAUAAGCAGAAGUUUCUCCCGGCAAAGGACAUGAACGGGACGCGGGUCGACGGCACGCAUCGCGGCUCUGUCCCCGAUCCAUUUUUUAUCGUGGAAACUAUUUGCAUCGUUUGGUUUUCCUUUGAACUGCUGGUGAGGUUUUUUGCGUGCCCCAACAAACUGGGAUUUUUCAAAAGCAUCAUGAACAUCAUUGACAUCGUGGCCAUCCUGCCCUACUUCAUCACCCUUGGCAUCGAGAUGGCCAAGCCCCAAGGGCAUGACCAGCAGGCCACGUCACUGGCGAUUUUGCGGAUGACCCGGCUGGUGCGAGUGUUCCGGAUACUCAAGCUGUCCAGGCACUCCAGGGGCUUGAAGAUCCUGGGCCAGACUUUGCAGGCGAGCGCGAGCGAGCUGGGCCUGCUCGUAUUUUUCCUCGUCAUCGGCGUCAUCCUCUUCUCCAGCGCCGUCUACUUUGCCGAGGCCGACCAACUAAACUCGGAGUUCCGAAGCAUCCCCGACACCUUCUGGUGGGCCAUCGUAACCAUGACGACGGUGGGUUACGGCGACAUGUGUCCCGUGACGGCGUGGGGCAAGGCGGUGGGCUCGCUGUGCGCCAUCGCCGGCAUGCUCACCAUCGCCCUCCCCGUGCCCGUCAUCGUCUCCAACUUCAACUACUUUUACCGCCGCGAGACGGGCGGUGAGGAGCGCGCCAGCCGCCUGCGUCUCUCAAGCCGCUUGCAGCAGCAGCAGCAGGUGGAGGAGAGAAGAAAUAGCGGAACGUCCACGAGCAUCUCCACAUACGUGGAGAUGCGCGACGAUCUGAGCAGCGACGUUGACUUCGAGGUGAAGAUGCACCUCAAGCGCGACAAACACAACGGCAUCGACAGAGACGUCCGAUGCUCCGCCUUGCAAGUCGUCACGAAAUGCCUCGAGCUGCGACUCCCCCUCUGAAUGUCCGCGUGGAGUCUCGCGACCUGCUGACGCAACUCCGCU
Molecule: messenger RNA, 1844 nt
Organism: Lethenteron reissneri (Far Eastern brook lamprey)
Lineage: Eukaryota; Metazoa; Chordata; Hyperoartia; Petromyzontiformes; Petromyzontidae
Product: potassium voltage-gated channel subfamily A member 1-like
Biological process (GO): action potential; potassium ion transmembrane transport; protein homooligomerization
Cellular component (GO): membrane; voltage-gated potassium channel complex
Molecular function (GO): protein binding; delayed rectifier potassium channel activity
Source: RefSeq, a predicted model, not a curated record